AUGCACGUCACCAUCAGCGUUCUGAGCUUCUUGCUCUUCGCACUCGGCGCAAACGCCAGCAUAACACAGAAAAACUUCACCGGCAUCGGCAACAUCUUCGUCUUGAACUCCAGUGACUGGCGCACCGCGUCGCCAACUGCAGACAAGGUCGGCUGCUUGAGCGAGGAUGGCAAGUUUAUCGCCGCAAACGGCAGAGCAGCAUGCGGAAUCUUCACCAGACUAGACGCCUUCCCGUACACCCUGUCGACCAAGAAGGGCAACUGCACGUUCAACGAUGAGUCGCAGGACCGUAACACUGACAGCAAGUAUGGGCAGUCGGACCAUGCCUGGAACUGUAACGCGACAUACGCGUCGACCAUCUACGACCAACUCUACACAAUCGACGGCUUCUCACAAGUAUACCUCUGCUUCGGCGACGUAGCAUGCUACUACGAUGCCAAAAAGGUGCCUGCGCGCAAUGAGAAGCUUUCGCUCUGGCAGUUCCACUGGGGCUCUGGCCAGCUGGGUAUCACACCAGGACACGUCCAGUUGCUGCUUCUGUGGAACAAGAUUGGUGACAGCCCUAAGAGGAAGACGAUGGAGGAUAUUCCGGGGCCGAGGCUGAGAUUGGGUGACGAGGUGCAGAUACCGCUGCUGGGGCAGAAAGAAAGGUGA
This is a messenger RNA of Didymella exigua CBS 183.55, 654 nucleotides long. RefSeq lists its product as uncharacterized. Lineage: Eukaryota; Fungi; Ascomycota; Dothideomycetes; Pleosporales; Didymellaceae. The coding region runs from base 1 to 654 and encodes 217 amino acids. The record is from RefSeq and is a predicted model, not a curated record. The transcript has 2 exons.